UGCCACCCUCACCCAGAGAGGCUCCAACACAUCAAACCCACCAGCUUUUUCCAACCCCUCCUCUAAUUAUUCUUUCUUGGGUUUUUUUUUCUCUUAAUUUGUUCUUUCAUUCAUUCAAUUUCUUUUGGAUUUUUGUUCUUCCAAUUUGAGGUAAUACUACUCCGAGUAUUUGUUGUUGGGUAGCAGGGUAAUUUUGUGGGGGAGAAGAUAUUUAGGGCUCUUUCUGGUCCGGGUGUUUACUGUGAAUUACUUAUAUUUGAAGAGAGAGAAACCAGGGAAUAUCUCCAUUUUGCUCGAUCGAUUUGAGGGUUGUGUAUCAGAGGCAUUUUGGGUGGAUUUGGAGUUUGUCUGUGGAUUCAGAGCUGAAAUUGUGUGAUAUAUAGGAAGAUAUAUAUAUAUAGAGAGAGAGAGAGGGGUUAGUGAUAGAGAGAGAUGUGGAAUAUAACGAGAUUUGGAGAGAAAGUGUACAAUAUGAUGGCGGAAGAGGGAUCUCAUUACUGUUCGAAGAAGACCGAUGAUUUCUGCGGUGAUGCUUGCGACGGGGAGUCCUACCGAGCUUUGAGCAUGACAAGGUUACGCUGUAUUCUGCGUGGACUGGAUUUCAAAACGUAUGUCUUUUUGGUCAUUUUGGUUCCAACCUGUGUCCUCGGUAUAUACUUGCAUGGACAGAAGAUCUCAUACUUUUUGCGGCCAUUGUGGGAAUCACCACCUAAACCUUUCCAUGAAAUCCCACACUUUUAUCAUGAAAAUGUAUCAAUGGAGAAUCUCUGCAGGCUUCAUGGAUGGGGUAUCCGUGAGAGCCCAAGGCGUGUCUUUGAUGCAGUGUUGUUCAGUAAUGAGGUGGAGAUCCUUACCAUGAGAUGGAAGGAAUUGUACCCUUAUGUAACAGAGUUCGUUCUCCUCGAGUCAAAUUCAACUUUUACUGGAUUGCCAAAACCUUUGGUAUUUACCAGCCAUCGAGAUCAGUUUAAAUUUGUUGAGUCACGAUUAACUUAUGGGAAAAUUCCUGGGAGAUUUAGGAAAGGAGAAAACCCCUUUAUUGAGGAGGCGUAUCAGCGACUGGCUCUGGACUAUCUGCUCAAACAAGCAGGGAUUCAAGAUGAUGACUUGUUGAUAAUGUCGGAUGUUGAUGAGAUACCAAGUAGACACACUAUCAAUCUCUUGAGAUGGUGUGAUGACAUACCUCCCAUCCUUCAUCUUCGGCUGAAGAAUUAUCUGUAUUCAUUUGAAUUUCUUGUGGAUAACAAUAGCUGGAGAGCUUCAGUCCACAGAUAUCAGUCUGGCAAGACAAGAUAUGCACAUUAUCGCCAAUCUGAUGACAUCUUGGCAGAUGCAGGGUGGCAUUGCAGCUUUUGCUUCCGCCGUAUCAGUGAGUUUAUAUUCAAGAUGAAAGCUUAUAGCCAUUUCGACAGAGUGAGGUUCUCUCAUUUUUUGAAUCCCAAGAGGGUUCAAAAGGUAAUCUGCAAAGGGGCUGACCUAUUUGAUAUGCUGCCUGAAGAGUAUACCUUCAAAGAAAUCAUCGGGAAAAUGGGACCCAUUCCCCAUUCCUACUCAGCUGUUCAUCUUCCGUCAUAUCUUUUGGAAAAUGCUGACAAGUAUAGUUUUCUCUUGCCAGGGAAUUGCUUAAGAGAAAGUGAGUGA
Molecule: messenger RNA, 1641 nt
Organism: Ilex paraguariensis (yerba mate)
Lineage: Eukaryota; Viridiplantae; Streptophyta; Magnoliopsida; Aquifoliales; Aquifoliaceae
Source: the annotation of a GenBank genome assembly